Molecule: messenger RNA, 916 nt
Organism: Aspergillus wentii DTO 134E9
Lineage: Eukaryota; Fungi; Ascomycota; Eurotiomycetes; Eurotiales; Aspergillaceae
Product: BTB/POZ domain-containing protein
Exons: 2
Coding region: 28-702 (224 amino acids)
Source: RefSeq, a predicted model, not a curated record
CGCUGAAUUCCACAAUCUGAAGCAAAAAUGGCAUCGCCAAAGGGAUCGUUUGGAUAUAUCGAUUUUCUCGACUCGGAGAUGGUGGCUUUGGGCACUUCCGGGUCCAGCCGCUCGUUCAAAAUCCACAAGGGACUGCUGGGUGCCAAAUGCAGACUUCUUCAUAAAGCAAUAGAAGGUCAAUUCAAGGAGGGUCAGCCACAAUUAUAUGUUUGCCAGCAGACCUCCGAGGGCACAUUGGUGCGAUUCAUUGAAUGGGCCUACAAAGGCGAUUAUCCUGAUGGAGUGGAAGAGCAUGAAAUCGACCCGCUCUUAUCCUAUGCCGAGCUCUAUGCCUUCAGCGAUGUCUAUGGAGUGUCAGACUUGAAAAAGCUGACCUACGAAAAGCUCACUGGAUCCCUGCAUGCGCUGGGAAAGCCACAAGACUUGAAGAUGCAAAUCGUGGUUAUUACCAUGCUGGAAAUCGUCGCAAACAGACUUCCUUCCGAUGACACACUGGUGAAUUGGCUGGCAAAAUACACUGCAUGGUGUAUUGACCAUCUCCGUGGCAAUGAAUACUUUGAUAACCUGUGCAAUGCCUCGCCUUCGUUCUGCCUGAAAGUCAUGAACGCCGUCAAUCCUGCCCCCAAAGCUCCCUGGACCCCAGAACGGCGAGGCACCACUUCACGUCUGAGUCCCAAUUCCAUAUUCGAGGAUGACUAUUGACGAUUACCUGUCUUACUGCUCUGAUGUAUAUAUGUUGAUAUUGAAGUGACGAUAACGGGUUCAUGAUUAUCGGUUUCUGUCUGGUUUAUUACAAUCAACUCUUAUGCUUGAGGCCUCAUUAUCUGCCUCAUCUUUCAAUUUAUGACCUGUAUAUUUCCAUCAACUGUCAGUUACUUUCUAAUGGAAGCCUGUAUGUCUCUAGAUAUUGCUCCUC